AUGCACAAUUACCCAACUCUCAGCAGCAUCCCGGAGAAAAGGGAGUUAGACGAUGACGUCAUCAAAUGGGUGCCGAAGAAGAAACACGAAGUCCUCAAAGCCAAAUACAAGUGCUUGAAGAAACUAUUUCAAAUAUACGACGCGAGCCUCAUAGGCAUCCUGCCUGAAACCUACGUCGAACCUAUUCCAGAGCCUAAGAGACGAAGGAAGAGAUCGCGCAGAACUAAAACCGACGCUGGCGCAGGAACCACUGAAGUUUCUAAUGGUGACGUCACUAUUAAGUCCGAAGACACAUCUAUACCUACAACUGUUAUAAGAGAACUACAGAGUCAAAUAUCCGAAUCGCAUAUAAGCAGAUCUUUAAGUAAAGACGAAUCAACGCAAGAUUCAAAAGAAAAUGUGUCCGUACAAAGCGAGAGAGAAUCUAGGGAAUCGAGGGAGUCUAGACAUUCGGAGUUUCAAGCUCCGUGCUAUAGAAGCAAGCGGCACAAACCGACGCGCUUUCAAUGCUUCCUGCAAAGGAUUUUCGGUUUGAAACCGGAGAGAAACUACGAUUACAAGAUCCAAAAUCCCAGAACGUAUGCGGCGAGUGACGAUGAUAUUGUAAAUCGCUAUGAAAAAAGGCGUCGUCGAGGCUUGCGGUUGAGGAGAGGUCGCAGGCCAAAGAAAAUACAUUCCGAGAUAGCUUUAAGGGAAUCGAAGAGCCCUGUUAUACUUAAUUAUGUACAGAGCGUGCAGAGGAAUUGCCUAAUGGACACUACGCCACGGCAGUGUCCUAUUGUUGGAUGUAGGAUGAUGUUUUAUGGGAUAAUAAACUACAACGACCAUUUGAACCUGUGCCACUUCCCCGAGCGGCGGCACGUAUGCCACUACUGCCACGAAGGGUUCGUGCUGGAACAGGAUAAGUUACUGCACGAAAAUGAACAUUUGGGCAUCACGAAGUUGAAUGCUAAUGUACCAAUACCUUCUACAGAACGACCAUCAGCAAAGAUGGCCAGCAUCACCCAAACCGAUCCAGAGCUAAAAAUCGACGUCCCAGAAGACAAACUCAAGAAGAUCGUGUCGUUCUUUGACAAAAUAACUGACCCCGAUCAGAUCAUCCAUGGGAUCAACAAGAAUCAAUAUGCAGAGUCAAGUUUACACACGUCUACUGAUACAGACGAGAAAUCUGACAGGCACUCGUGUGUCUCGCAACGCAAGAAGGUGUCUGACGCGUCGGACGUGACGUCGCAGUGUGUUUGUGACCCUGUCAGGUGUCAGAUGUGCGGAGAACAGUUUAAAUACCGGCGUCAACUGAGCCUUCACAUAAACGUGGAUCACAGACGAAACGAGAAAUUCACAAAAUUCCACAGUUGUGCAGGCAUCGUGAACAAAGCUGAGAAAAGCUCACCCUACCAGACAGAAACGGAGUCCUCUAACAGCGAUUCUAUAUCGGGAAAGUGUUUAGAUAAGGAAUCGUCUACCAAUAUUGUCUAUUAUACGUCUAUCGAAUCGAUUAAUAAAAAACCGUCUGUUGUUAAUUCGUUGGUGCAAAGAGUGCGUAGUGGGUUUAGUUAUAAGUGGGAGCCAGCCACUAAAAUUAUACGUGUGUAGUGUUAAAUUUAUGUGAAUAAUAUUGUAAAUGU
Molecule: messenger RNA, 1625 nt
Organism: Zerene cesonia (dogface butterfly)
Lineage: Eukaryota; Metazoa; Arthropoda; Insecta; Lepidoptera; Pieridae
Exons: 4
Coding region: 1-1593 (530 amino acids)
Source: RefSeq, a predicted model, not a curated record